Messenger RNA from Gongylonema pulchrum, 420 nucleotides. Lineage: Eukaryota; Metazoa; Nematoda; Chromadorea; Rhabditida; Gongylonematidae. The record is from the annotation of a GenBank genome assembly.
AUGCUUUCUGUGGUGGAUGAGCUGGGAGAAGUAGACUUUUCAUGUCAUCGGUUUUCAGCUCUUCGCCUGCACUUUGCCCGUAAUCAUGCCGUGGAACAGCGGAAUGAACCCGUGCAUUCGACGAUCGUUGUGCACGAUUCAUCCGAGCAUGUGGACAGCGUGAGCAAUGAGCAAUCCAUCCUCUUCUCACCUCUACUCCGAUUCAGCGGGAUUCGAGCACUGAGCCAACUUUUCACGUGCUAUCGUAUAGUGCAAUCAACGCUAUAUUUUGCUCAAGUAUUGCUGGCUUACACUCUAAUGCUUAUCGCAAUGACAUUCAAUGUUUGGCUCAUUCUCGGUAUUGUUUUUGGCGAAGCAAUUGGUUACUUCUUAUUCUUCAGCGAACCAAGUUUUGACGUUAAUAUUGAUUCAUGUUGUUAG